Pecten maximus is the source of this 6114-nucleotide messenger RNA. RefSeq lists its product as uncharacterized. The record is from RefSeq and is a predicted model, not a curated record. Gene Ontology annotation, biological process: DNA integration. Bases 1 to 6114 code for a protein of 2037 amino acids. Gene Ontology annotation, molecular function: nucleic acid binding. Lineage: Eukaryota; Metazoa; Mollusca; Bivalvia; Pectinida; Pectinidae. The transcript has a single exon.
AUGGACCCGUUACAGCUCGAUCAGAGAAUACGGAAGCCAACAGAAGCUGGUAAGAUGUUGUAUGAAUACUCCUUGCAAAAAUUCACAGAAAAAUUAGCCAAAUCUAGAACCCACCUAGAAUCUGCCUUGAAUACAUCCUCAGGAAUACAAAUAAGAGAAGCUUUCAAAACCUAUGAAAAGCUGUCGUCAGAAUUUGUUGACUUCCUCACUAGAACACGUACUCAGGAAAGUCAAUUAGAGCUCACAGCACACCGCUACGUCUUCAAUGCUGUUGAAUCAAGAACAAACAUGGUCCUACAGAAUUAUUUUGAAACUGAAAACCCAUCAGUUGGAGAAGAGACAGUUAUGCCCACAGAUUUACCUCCCCUUACUUACCUUCAGGAUGAGUUCAAUACUACAUCCUCACUUCAUUCAGGACCUUACCGACCUCCAUACAUCGCUGUGAAACCGAAGUUAGAGGUUACGGAGCGAAAUAUACAACCUGAGCCUACUCAAACCGAAGCUAAAUUAAAUACUAGGGCUAAGUCAUUGAAUUGUGAGACUCGGUCUCAAUCCUCCAGGCGCUCUAAGGCUAGCAAAGGGAGUAACAUAAGCUCAAUUUACCUCCAGAAGAAGGUCGAGGUGCAGGAAGCUAUGAUGCGACUUAGUUUUGCUGAGCAAGAAGCUGAGUUGGAAAAGGAACAGGUGGAAAGGUCGUCUAAACUUAAGCUUCUUAGGUUAAAGAAAGAAUCAUCAGUGGCGCAAGUCGGCUUAAAGGUUAUGGAUGAAUAUAUGAAUGAUUUGGCCAGUGAUCACUCACCACUUCCAGCAGAGGAAAUAACCUCUCAGACUAAGGUAGAAAAUUACCUGCGAGAUCAGCAACUUCAUCCAGAUGUUCCAGAAUUCAUACCUAAUGCUCACAUUCAGCAUACAGAGCUUCACAUGGGACCUAAGAUGAAUCAGAGCACCCUUGAUGACCUGCCACCCCCUGGAUCCUAUGGUAAUACUCAUAUAGAGGACGAUCCGCCUAUUUUACCAGAACAUCGGCAAACUAACAUAGUGAUGCCUGCUCAGUUAAUAAACCCUUCGGUACAUGAACUCACUAAAUACAUCAUGCGGAAGGACAUCACAAUGCAAAGAUUAUCCAGUUUCAGUGAUAAGGCUGAAGCAUUUCUUAUGUGGAAAACUACCUUUAGGAGUGUGCUUGAUGACCUGAAUGUUACAGACCUUGAGGAGAUUGAUCUGCUCAUAAAAUAUCUUGGCCCAGAUUCGCGCCGACAUGCAGAGAGCUUACGCAUCGCGAAUGCCGCUGACCCCAAACGAGCCCUCGAGAAAAUAUGGAAACGCCUUGAGGAACGUUAUGGCUCACCAGAGCUCAUUGAAUUCUCCUUAAGACAGAAACUUGCUAACUUUCCGAAACUUUCUACCGGAGAUAAGCGCUUGUAUGAGUUAGCAGAUUUGCUCGCAGAGAUACAGUCUGUAAAGGAACAAGAAAAGCAUAAAAAUCUUAUGGCCUCCUAUGACUCUUCAGCGGGUGUUAAUCCCAUCGUCACCAAAUUACCUACUUACCUCCAACAUAAAUGGACAAGUUUUGCUGGUAACUACAAGAAGGCUCAUGACAUCAUGUUCCCCCCAUUUUCAACAUUCGUUGAAUUUGUUAGUGAGCACGCUACUCGUGCCAACGAUCCCUGCUUCGACUACUCUGCAAAAUCUUCUCCCAAACCUCAAGGUAACACCGACAAGGAAAGGAAAGCUACUGGAGUCAUGCGUUCGUCUGUCAUUAAUGCAUUCAAAACAGAAGUGUCUGGACAAACGAAGCAAUACCCUGAAGGUGCUCUCUGUCCCAUCCACAGCACUUCACACUCGCUCAAUGACUGCAGAGCCUUUCAGAAAAAGCCUAUGAAGGAGCGAAAGGAGAUCAUGAAAUUUAAAGGUGCCUGCUAUAAAUGUGGCUUGAUAAAACAGCAUAUCGCCAAAGACUGCAAUGCGUCGGUCAUCUGUCAAAGAUGUAAGAGCACAAAACACUGUACGGCAUUACACGAAGACAUGAACAACAAAGAGGCACCGCUUGAAGCAAAUGUAAAACCAGUGAACACCAAAUGUACAAGCCUUAACUGCAGCGAGUAUGCUGGAAAAUCUUGCGCCAAGAUUUUGAUGUUGAAAGUCUACCCGAAAUUGAAACCAGAAAGUGCACAAUGCAUUUAUGCUAUCAUAGACGACCAGAGUAACCGGUCACUCGCCACUACAGACUUCUUUGAGAACUUCAGUGAAGACGGUCCGGAAUCAGAAUAUGUGUUAUCGUCGUGUGCUGGAGUCUUUGCUGCCUCUGGAAGAAGAGCUACAGGAUAUGUGGCUGAGUCCGCAGACGGACUAGUUACUUUAGAUAUGCCUUCGCUCAUUGAAUGCAACGAAAUUCCACAUGACUUGGAAGAAAUUCCCACUCCAGAAAUUGCUAUGCAUUAUGACCACCUCCGGGACAUAGCAGCGGACAUUCCUCCUCUAUACAAGGAUACUCGGAUAAUGCUCCUUAUUGGACGCGACCUGAUUGAUGCCCACCGCGUGUUGGACCAACGCAUAGGACCCAGUGGCAGCCCUAUUGCUCAACGUUUAGAGUUAGGUUGGGUAAUCAUUGGAGAAAUAUGCAGCGGUGGUAUACGCAAAUCAGAGACGGUGAAUGUGAACAAAACCAAAAUUUCGAAAAACGGACGCCCGACUCUAUUUGACGUGUGUAAAACUCAUUUCAAAACGACAGAAGAGCCAAGCUCAGAGGAGUCCCUUUUUGUAAGAACCUUGGAGGACAACUUGCCUGGACCGUCAAUUGAUGAUCUUGUGUUCCUAGAAAUGAUGGAAAGGGAGAUGACCAAGAACUCUGAAGGAUAUUGGGAAGCACCUCUGCCACUGCACAAGGAGAGGAAACGAUUGCCCAACAACCGAGAUGAAGCCAUGAAACGAGCUCGCUCUCUUGUAUCCAAUCUAAGAAGAAACCCGAAAAAGUGUGAGCACUUUGUGAACUUCAUGAAGGGCAUAUUAGAGAAAGGCCACGCCGAGAUAGCACCUGCCAUAGAGAAGUCAAAGGAACGCUGGUACCUCCCUAUCUUUGGCGUGUACCAUCCCAAAAAACCAGAAAAGAUACGGAUUGUGUUCGACUCAUCUGCCAAAUGUGAAGGAAUCUCGCUGAAUGACGUCCUACUAAAAGGACCGGACCUGUCCAACAGCCUUUUGGGUAUCCUCAUCAGAUUUCGUAGAGAGGCUGUGGCAUGCAUGGCGGACGUACAGCAGAUGUUCCAUUGUUUCCAUGUUCGGGAAGAAGACCGUAACUUCCUCAGAUUCCUGUGGGGUAAGGACAACAACCCAGACAACGAAAUCAUCGAGUACCGCAUGCGCGUACACACCUUUGGAAACUCUCCAUCGCCAGCUAUCGCUACAUACGGAAUGCGCAGAGCAGCCCACUCUGUCAAAGAAAAGUACGGCGAAGAUAUCUACAACUUCGUUCUGAAUGACUUCUAUGUCGAUGACGGAUUGCUGUCACUUCCGACUACAGAAGCAGCCGUGGAUACCCUCAAAAGAACACAAGCAGCUCUAUUAGAAGGAGGUAACUUGCGGUUACACAAGAUUUCUUCAAACAGUCAAGAACUUAUGAAGUGCUUCCCAGAAGAGGACCUCGCUGAGAGCCUGAAGGACCUUAGCCUUGGCUCGGAAACACCUCCAUUACAGAGGAGCCUUGGGAUAUACUGGGAUGUGGCAUCGGACACAUUUACUUGCAGAGUGUCAUCAGAGGUAAAGCCUUUCACGAAAAGAGGAGUGCUGUCAACCAUUGGAAGUUUCUAUGAUCCUCUUGGAUUCUUCGCUCCAGUCAUUAUCAGGGGAAAGAUGUUCUUCAGAAAAAUAAUCAGUCUGAACGUUGAUUGGGAUGAUCAGUUACCUACAGAAUUUGAGAAGGAAUGGGAACAAUGGAAGCUAUCCAUCAGAGACUUAGAAGCCCUCCACAUUCCUAGGUCCUAUGCUGGAGGUCUAGCCAAAAUGGUCAGGAGAGAAUUACAUGUUUUCUCAGAUGCAUCAAACGAUGCAGUUGCAGCCGUCGUAUAUCUUCGCACGACAGAUACCGAAGGAAAUAUUUCCUUGUCAUUCGUACUUGGGAAGGCAAAAUUGGCACCCUCGGGACAUACCAUACCUCGUCUGGAACUGUGUGGAGCAGUCUUGGCAAGUCAGCUUGUAGAGACAGUUGCUGCAAAUCUCAAAACCAAGAUUGAUGAUGUCAAGCUAUACACUGAUAGUCAGAUAGUAUUAGGCUACAUACACAAUACCUCCAGGAGGUUUUAUGUGUACGUGGGAAAUCGCGUUCAGCAGAUCAGAAAGUCAACCCAGCCCAAGCAGUGGACUUAUGUCAGUACUGAGGAAAACCCAGCCGAUCAAGGAACGCGGUCUCUUCUAGCUUCAAAGAUGAACGAAUGCGCUUGGUUACGAGGACCAAAAUUUUUGCUUGAGAGCUCGAGCACUCUUCUCACGUCAGACGACCGUCAGUUCUCGCUCGUCAAUCCUGAGUUGGACAAAGACAUUCGACCUGUUGUUCAGGUGGUCAAAAGUGUGGUGUCUCAGGACGAAAUGUCCCCUCUAAGUGAAAGAUUUGAGAGAUUCUCGGAAUGGAAAUCUCUUUUGCGCGCAAUUUCCUACCUCACCCACAUCGCGAAAUCCUUUGUGAAACCUGCAAAAACCUGUUACGGCUGGCACCCUUGCGAACGCCACAAGGACGAAACAUGUAUGCAGGAAGUUUCGAACUACAUUAUUUCGCAGAUUCAGAAUGAUCAUUACAGCAAAGAGAUAGAAUGCAUUUCGCGCGGUAAGCAGCUUCCCAAGAACAGUCCAAUUCUUGAACUAUCGCCGUUUGUUGACGAUAACGGUGUCCUUCGCGUUGGAGGGAGAAUGAACAAGCUCAAGGAAUCAUCAUCUUCAGUUCCUCAACACCCUAUCAUCAUUCCCAGCAAAUGCCACGUAGGCAUGCUUCUAGUCCGUCAUUAUCAUUCUGAAGUUCUUCAUCAAGGACGGCAUUUUACAGAAGGAGCCAUUCGCGCAGCCGGAUUUUGGCUAGUUGGUGGUAGACGCACUAUCUCCUCUGUUAUCCACGAUUGCGUUCGGUGUCGCAAAUUAAGAGCAAGACCGCAAACCCAGAAAAUGGCUGAUCUUCCAGUUGCUAGGAUUACCGCUUCCGCUCCAUUUACCCACGUAGGCGUUGAUGUCUUUGGGCCUUGGCAAGUAGUGGCACGCAAGACACGUGGAGGCGUUGCUAACUCCAAACGAUGGUGCGUUUUGUUUACAUGUUUAGCCAUUCGCGCAGUGCACAUAGAGGUAUUGGAAGAUAUGAGCUCAAGCUCCUUCAUCAAUGCUCUUCGGAGGUUUACUGCAAUUCGCGGAGAAGUGAAGGAGUUCUUCUCCGAUCGCGGGACCAAUUUUGUUGGCGCCACGGACCCACUCGGGAUCAAUGCUAUUAAUGUCGAGGAUGGACCUGUCAAAGCCUACUUCUUUCGCACUGGACCAGUGUGGCGUUUCAACUCGCCGCACUCCUCCCAUAUGGGUGGCAUAUGGGAGCGCAUGAUAGGCAUAGCCCGUCGGAUCCUGGAUGCCAUGCUGCUCGACAACACUCAUCGGGCGCUCACUCAUGACGUUCUGGUUACUCUGAUGCAUGAAAUCAGCGCAAUCAUCAAUAGCAGACCCAUCACUCAGGUGUCAUCUGAUCCAGACAGUCCCACAAUUUUGAGUCCAUCGAUGCUGCUGACUUUGAAGAAUGAUAUUCCCCACGAGCCUUUCGCCGAUCUCAGCAUUAAGGACAUGUAUCGUUCGCAAUGGGCUCAAGUGCAAGUGUUGGCGAACAGGUUUUGGUCGAGAUGGAGCAACGAAUACCUUCACACUCUCCAAAAACGUCCUAAGUGGAGACACGAAUGUGAAAACCUGGAAGUAGGCGAUAUUGUUAUUCUUAAGGAUUCUUGCAAAUCAAGGCGACAGUGGCCGACAGGCAGAGUGACAAAUGUUUUCCCCAGCGAAGACAACCUUGUCAGGAAAGUGGAGCUUCGCGUUGUCGGACGAGAUGGACUCACAACUUUGAUCAGACCUGUGUCAGAACUUGUUUUUGUUUUAAGAUAA